AUGAUAACUCAAUUAUCAUCCCGUUGUCUUCUUCUUCUCUUCUUCUUUGUUCUUUUAAAUUACGAUGUUUCGACUUCCAGGCUGCAAAAAAAAAAAAGAAAAAGAAAAGAAAUAACACCUAUAUUUAAAAAAUCUUGCCCGGCAAAUAAAUCAGAAGAAUAUCACAAAAACAAAGAAACAGAAAAGAAACUACUAGAAGACGGAAAUGAAAGAAACGGGAGCAAAAAAUGA
This is a messenger RNA of Caenorhabditis briggsae, 231 nucleotides long. The record is from RefSeq and is a predicted model, not a curated record. NCBI's taxonomy places the organism in Eukaryota, Metazoa, Nematoda, Chromadorea, Rhabditida, Rhabditidae. The transcript is spliced from 2 exons. Bases 1 to 231 code for a protein of 76 amino acids.